This is a messenger RNA of Adineta ricciae, 2523 nucleotides long. NCBI's taxonomy places the organism in Eukaryota, Metazoa, Rotifera, Eurotatoria, Adinetida, Adinetidae. The record is from the annotation of a GenBank genome assembly.
AUGUUUGUUUCGAAUCCAUCAGCUUCUUUCAAUUUAACAAGCAUUGAAAAGAAGUUAGCAGCAAUCGAAACAACAUCAUCAACUUCGUCGUACACAGUAAAACCUACAAAUCGAGUAGCUAAAGUUAACAAUGAAACAGAAUUAGAUGCACACUUGAAAAGUGAAAGAGCAAGUUUUAAUGAUGAACUAUUUGAAUAUUUAACCCAACAAUCGUUAACUCAAGCUGACACUGAUUACUGGGAAGAAAUCUUUGAUGAUAGUUUGAAAAGACGACGAAAUUUAAUUAACUGUCUAUUAGCCGAUGAUCUUCGUCCUCGUUCAAUUUCUUCGUACGAUACAGCAUCAUCGACAAAAACUGUACAAAUAUUAAAUGAUUCCACAACAUCUCCACCUCCAUCUGACUUCAAAUCGGGUUGGAUAUCUCAAUCAAAUCAAUCAUCUGUAUUUACUGAUCUAACAUCCGUCGAACAGCAAUAUGCUCAAACACUGAUUAGAUACAAUUCAACUAGAACAUCAGACGGUACAGGUGACGCUGAUCAAUUGAUUGUACAAUAUAAACAAGUUGCCAAGAAUUGUGAAACACAAGGAGUAGCUGAUAUGUGGCACGCAGCUGAAUGGAUGUCUGAAGUCCUUGAUUAUGAUUAUGACAAAAAAGAUCUAUUUCAAGCACAACGCGCUAUCGUUCUCUGUGCACGUGACUAUCUUGAACGAAGUUUUCGUCAAGCAUUGGAAAUUACCUACAAUGAUAUUGAUCUAUAUGGGUGUUUAUUAUCAUUUAUAACAUCGAACGAGAAGAUUUCUGGUUUGCAAUCUGUUGAUGAUCGUCUUGUCGACGGCGUUUCAGCAUGGCCAUUGAUUUUCUAUGCAUUGAGAGCAGGUGAUAAUGAUUUGGCUCUACGAAUCAUUCAGAAAGCCAAUUUACCUCAUGUUCGAACUUUACUUGAAAACUAUCUAUCAAAAGAUCAAACGGCGGUCACAAAUAUCUCGAUGUCAUCAAAUAAAACUUCAAAUAUUCAAAAUAUUGAAUACAGUCUUGUAGGAAAUCCUUAUAAACGUGCCGUGAUUUGUAUACUGGAUCGAACGAAUUUAGUCGAUGCCCAUGAGGAUGUUUUAUUAUGUAUUGAAGAUUUUCUCUGGAUAAAACUAGCACAGAUUCAGAUCAUCAACGAAACCGCUUUUCAGGAUCGCACUCAUGUUCAAUUAACUAUUCCGCGACUUCAACGUUGGAUUCUACGUGAUCUUGGUGAAGAAUAUUUCAAAGCAUAUGAACAACCAUUCCGUUAUGCACGCGUUCUACUUCUCUGCGGUGCAUUCGAAUCUACUUGUGAAUUCUUAUUUAAACUUCCUUCGACCAAAGUUCAUUCAGUUCACUUAGCAAUUUACUUCAACGAGAAAUACCUACUUGGUUUAACAUCAUCGGUCGAUGAAUGCAUGAUUAUGAUCGCAGGCAGUUCUCAACAGAAUAAAACGAGCACCGUACUGAAUCUACCUAAACUGAUUGAAUCGUAUUUGAGAGAGAAAUUAAUCCAUGACCAACGGCGAUAUUGGGAGUUGAUUAAUUAUGCGUAUGCGUUGAUUAAGAUCGAACACUUAGAAGCCGGAACGGAAUUCCGUCGAUUAUUAAUUGAUUUAACCACAAAUUUAGAUGAUUUGCAUAUUGUAUAUGGAAAAUGGGCUAUAGUUACGAAUGGCGAUGAUGGAGAUGAGAAUAAAACUGUGAAACUUGAACGAGGUACGAUCACAUUGAAAAAGUUUUCAUGUAAAAAAAUUGAUACACACUCUAUUUCGUUCAUAACAGGUCUUUUACAUCGAUUAUUCUCGCACCUUGAUGACUCGGAUAUAGACGAUAUUUUAAUGCAACUUGCGGAAUCAAUUGAAGAACAUCACCGAUCACAUUUACUUGUUGCAUCUGCACUCUAUGAACUUGCUCAUGAAUACGAACCCUCAAUUCGACUUGCUUCAGAAUAUAUGACACAAAUUAUUCUCGAUCGUCUAUUAAUGCCUUCAUCAACAUCAACACCAUUGCCAUUUGUCUAUGAAUUAGCUCAACGACUGCAAAUUCUAUCAAAUACUGAAAUCGUUGAAGAAAAACACCACUAUUUUCUGCUAUUAGAUACGUAUGCUUUCGUUGAUUAUUAUCUGCGAACUGGACAACAGCAACGAGCUUUUAUUGUUCUAAAACAAUUGAAACUAUUUCCGUACGGAAAAGAUUACGACGAAGAUGAACAAGUUCGACAAUUAUUAACAUCAAAUAAAUGGUUGCAACACUUAUUUCCCCAUCUUUGUAUCGCUGCACUUCGAACGCAUCUAGCAGUUAUUCAACAAGAAUCACAUUCAUCGUUAAGCGAAGAGGAAAGAAAUCAAUAUGAAUUUUAUCGUCGAACAGCUUCAAUGGAUUUGACUCAUCUAGCAGAAUUUGCCCAUAUGCAAUCACAAUUAUUUACACGGACACAACUACGUUCCAUCGAUCGGCUCUGUGAACAAGCGAAUCAAUACUACGAUGAAGAAAUGUCAUUUCAUUAG